Molecule: messenger RNA, 786 nt
Organism: Vicia villosa (hairy vetch)
Lineage: Eukaryota; Viridiplantae; Streptophyta; Magnoliopsida; Fabales; Fabaceae
Exons: 1
Coding region: 1-786 (261 amino acids)
Source: RefSeq, a predicted model, not a curated record
AUGGCUGGUUUUAAGCUGCUGGGAACUGCGAGAAUUCUGGACAAAGAGGCUACAUUUAAAGAGUUAAUUAACCAGGACAUAAGGUGCUGGAAGAGAGAUUUGGCCAGUUCAAUCUUUGAUUCAGUCGAAUCUAGCCAAAUAUCAAGCAUUCCUCUCUCCCUUGGGGACACUGAAGACAAACUGAUAUGGCAUUUUGAAAGAAACGGUGAAUACUCUGUCCGUAGUGCUUACCACCUCUACACCCAAUACAAGCAAGCCAAAUCCCCAGGACCUUCUAACUAUAGCUGCCAGCAACUGUGGAAAGCCAUUUGGAGGGCCCCGAUCCAUAAUAGAAUCCGAAAUUUUCUGUGGAGGUUAGUAAACAAUAUCCUUCCCACAAGGGUGAACCUAUCUAAGAAGGGAAUUGUUCUUGAUGUAAACUGCCCUCUCUGUCUCUCCUUUCCCGAGUCAUCUCAUCACCUAUUCCUUAAUUGUGAGUUCUCUCGGCUUGUAUUUUUCUCUUCCACCCUCUGCUACCGAGUUCCAAAUGAAACAUACAUUUGCGAAUGGCUGACUGCGGUGCUGUCCUGUGGGAACAAUUUCUAUAUUCAAAUGAUAUCCUACUUGGCCUACAAGAUUUGGUGUUCCUGUAACGACCUAUUGUUCAAGCAUAAGGCAGCGGAACCUUGUGUCGUGGCUGAAACAACUCUUGAAAAUGUGUGUGAAUUCAACAUUUAUUAUCCGAAGGUGGGAGCCAAGCAGUCAAGGAUAGUGCGUCCUAAUCAUGAAACUCUGCCAAACGAUUGA